Molecule: messenger RNA, 1341 nt
Organism: Salmo salar (Atlantic salmon)
Lineage: Eukaryota; Metazoa; Chordata; Actinopteri; Salmoniformes; Salmonidae
Product: perforin-1
Biological process (GO): defense response to virus; T cell mediated cytotoxicity; immunological synapse formation
Cellular component (GO): membrane
Molecular function (GO): wide pore channel activity
Source: RefSeq, a predicted model, not a curated record
CUGUACAGUAUGUUAUAUUUACAGGGGUAGAAUGUACAACAUUCAGACACUACAAGGCUGAGUUGGCUUCCCUCCACGGAUCAAGCCCUAUCUGACUGAGAGACAUGUCCUCCUCCUCUCUCCUGUGGUGCCUGCUGGUGGUGUGUGUUCUGACUGUGGUUCAGGUCUAUGCAGCAGAGGAACGUAAGGUCCUCAAGGUGUUCAACCUCAGAGCCAGCGACCUGAACAGCGGCUUGUUCCAGACCCCUGAUGCCUACGUCAAGGUGUUUAUGGGCUCCGGCUACGGCGGGAAGACAGAGGUAAAGAACAACAACCAUGACCCCUGGUGGAAGGAGGACUUCAACUUCUUUAACGCCCAUGAGAACAACCCCAUGAGGCUGGAGGUGUACGACAGUGACUUGCUCUUCGACGACCUGUUGGGGACCUGUGAGCGCUCCAUCAAGAUUGGAACUUGGCAGCAUCAAUGUUUCCUGAAGAAGGGAGGGACCCUGUACUACUCCUACACCCUAGAGCCUCUACAGUAGAUCCUGUACUACUCCUACACCCUAGAGCCCCUAUAGUAGAUCCUGUACUACUCCUACACCCUAGAGCCUCAACAGUAGACCCUGUACUACUCCUACACCAAGAUUUCCAACUGUAGACCCUGUACUACUCCUACACCCUAGAGCCUCUACAGUAGACCCUGUACUACUCCUACCCCCUAGAGCCUCAACAGUAGACCGUGUACUACCCCUACACCCUAAAAGCCUACAGUACACCCUAGACCCGUUCCACAUAGCUAAAACAGCAUUUACUACUGGUAGUCCUAUAUCCAGCUAGAAUAGAGUCCUCUUGUUACCUACAACAACAUCUGGUCCCAUAUCUCUGUCCUCUUAUAUACAACAACGGCUUGUUCCACGGUUUCUCUCCUCUUAUCUAUUUUUACAACAACGUCCCAUUUCGGAUCCCUCAUUUGUUACAUGAUUUCUCGUUCUCCUCAAACCCCCUGGCCUCAUCCUCAAGCUCAUCAUAACAGAGUAGAUUCUAGAAUACUGAGCAGUACAAAACUCCACCUCCCCCUUACAGUUAGUGUAUUGUAAUUAGUGUCUACGCUGAUGUCUCUCUCUAAGUCUCUCACUUUGUAAUAAGCAACAUACAACUGCUUAUUUCCAGUAAAAGUCAUCAUAAAACAUUGGUUCUGUGUCUGUUUAUCUUGUGAACUGCAGUAAAGAAGUUGACCUCUUGUCACUAUGUUUGUACUUUUAUGCUCCUUCUAGCUCUGUGUCUGAUUGGCUCUGUCCAACUGUCACUUCUGUGCUCACUCUACAAUGGCAUCAAUUAAUAAAAACUAGAUUCACUGCA